UCAUCUGCUGCGACCAUGAAAAAGAAGGCGGCAGGCGGUAGCGGAUGUAGCCACAUCAGCGCGCCCAAAGCUGCCACGUCCAAUUGUACGAGAAGCAAAAGCAGCAAUUGUGUUGAGUCUGCCCCCGCUGCAGCUGCCAGCCAGAGCGCCCCGAAUGUGAAGCAGCCCGGCGUGGCCAGUAACGCUGUCAUAGACGGUGCGGAGGACGGUGAGGACGAGUCCAAGUUUCAGUAUCCGCGGCUGCGCCGAACCGGGGGGAGCGGCAGUGGCGGUGGAGGCGGUAGUAUCAGGAUGAAGAACUUUACGCCAGGAGGGGGAGCCGCGGCCACGGCUACCAGAAAGAACUCCACCAACAACGAGCCCAUCCUACUGCAAACAGAGGGUGCGCCUGCUGCUACUAAGCCCACUGUAGCAUCCAAAGCGACUGAUACCACAACCUGUCCGGGAGAUGCUGCCGGGCGCUGCGAGACCAACAGAGCGGCAGGGGCGGAGGCGUCUGGAGCAGCGGUCGCAGUAGAGGUUUUAAACGCGACAGCAGGCGAUGCUUGUAACAACAGCACCGCUCCAAUUUCAAGAAUGAAAUGCAACAAAAACGGAGAAUGCAGGAGGGACUCCGGCACCGGGAGCCUGCGCUCGAUCAUCUCCAACAAGACUGCCGGGGCGGGGAGAGCCGAGGACGCGUCCCUUAGGCGUGGUGCCUGUAACUCAGCCAGGGCCAGCAUGGAUGGCUCCGCGACAGGCUCCAUGACGCAGGGCCAGGGGGAAGGUAGCGCAAACCCCAGCGUCACCCCUGUUUCCACCGGCGUCCCCGAGAAAAAGGACUCCAGGGUGUCCUUCUCCAACGCGCCAAGCAGGAAAGCCUCCUCAUCGCUGCACGGAUCGACCCAGACCCAGACGACCCAGCAGCCUAGAAACUCUGUCACCUUCCAGAAGCCGGAGGAUGGACCCCAGAUCCAGGCCGAGGAUGCCGAUGCUGACGGAAGCACCUUCAUGCAACGACAAUUCAGUGCCAUGCUGCAGCCUGGAGUUAACAAAUUCUCCUUACGCAUGUAUGGGAGUCAAAAGGCGGUGGAGAGGGAGCAAGAGCGGGUUAAAUCAGCGGGCAAUUGGAUUAUCCACCCCUACAGUGAUUUCAGGUUCUACUGGGAUUUCACGAUGCUUCUCUUCAUGGUGGGUAACCUGAUUGUCAUCCCGGUGGGCAUCACCUUCUUCAACGAUGGGACGACCACCCCCUGGAUCAUCUUCAACGUCAUCUCCGACACCUUCUUCCUCAUGGACCUGGUCCUCAACUUCCGCACUGGCAUCAUCAUCGAGGACAACUCUGACAUCAUCCUGGACCCCAAGACCAUCAAGAAGACGUACCUGAAGACCUGGUUCAUCGUGGACUUUGUCUCCUCCAUCCCCGUGGAUUAUAUCUUCCUGAUCGUGGAGAAGGGGAUCGACUCUGAGAUGUAUAAGACGGCCAGGGCCCUGAGGAUCGUACGCUUCACUAAGAUCCUGAGCCUGCUGAGGCUGCUGAGGUUGUCCCGGCUCAUCCGCUACAUCCACCAGUGGGAAGAGAUCUUCCAUAUGACCUAUGACCUGGCCAGUGCAGUAAUGCGUAUCUUCAACCUGAUUGGUAUGAUGCUGCUGCUGUGUCACUGGGAUGGCUGUCUGCAAUUCCUGGUUCCCAUGCUGCAGGACUUCCCCCAGGACUGCUGGGUCUCCCUCAACAAGAUGGUGAAUGACACAUGGUCUGAGCUGUAUUCAUUUGCAGUGUUCAAGGCAAUGAGCCACAUGUUGUGUAUCGGCUACGGUCGGCAGGCCCCGGAGAGCCUGUCUGAUAUCUGGCUCACCAUGCUCAGCAUGAUCGUAGGGGCCACCUGCUACGCUGUGUUCAUAGGCCAUGCCACCGCACUCAUCCAGUCCCUGGACUCGUCCCGACGACAGUACCAGGAGAAGUACAAACAAGUGGAGCAGUACAUGUCCUUCCACAAGCUGCCAUCCGACUUCCGACAGAAAAUCCAUGACUAUUAUGAGCACCGGUACCAGGGGAAGAUGUUUGAUGAAGACAGCAUCCUAGAGGAACUGAACGAACCACUCAGAGAGGAAAUUGUCAAUUUCAACUGCCGUAAGCUGGUGGCGUCCAUGCCGCUGUUCGCCAACGCAGAGCCCAACUUUGUGACAGCCAUGCUGAUCAUGCUCCGCUUUGAGGUCUUCCAGCCUCGUGAUUACAUCAUCAGAGAGGGCACCAUCGGCAAGAAGAUGUACUUUAUCCAGCACGGAGUCUGUAAUGUCAUCACCAAGGGAACCCUGGGAAUGAAGCUCUCUGAUGGCUCCUACUUUGGAGAGAUCUGUUUGCUGACGCGGGGUCGGCGUACGGCCAGCGUCAGAGCGGACACCUACUGCCGUCUCUACUCCCUGUCUGUGGACAACUUUAAUGAGGUGCUGGAGGAGUAUCCCAUGAUGAGACGGGCCUUUGAGACCGUGGCCAUUGACCGACUGGACCGCAUAGGCAAGAAGAACUCCAUUCUGAUGCACAAAGUGCAGCACGACCUCAACUCCGGCGUCUUCAACAACCAUGAGAAUGAGAUGAUCCAGGAGAUUGUUAAGUACGACCGUGAGAUGGUCAAACUGGUGGACCUCCAGAGACCCCGCACCAUGUCCAUGACAUCCUCCGUCCCCGGGGGCAUGUUCUCCCCCGCAGGCCCAUCCGGGGUCGGGGCCCUCGCCAGCCUCCAGCAGGCUGUGGCCAUGAGCUUCUGCCCCCAGGGGAUGGGGCCGAUGGGGGGAAUGGGGAUGGGGCCGAUGGGGGGAAUGGGGAUGCCGGGGAUGGGGCCGAUGGGGAUGGGGCCAGGUCCGAUAGGGCCAGGGUCAGCGUCUGGGUCAGGGUCAGGGACGCUGCAGUCCCCCCGUAUGCUGCGGAGGUUCCAGGUGGUCCAUAGCCUGUCACAGAGCCCUGUUUCCGCAUCUCCUCUCCAGUCCCAGCCACCACAGAUGGCUCAUGCAACAGGAGUGUUUGGGUCGGCUAUUUCCAGCCCACCAGUCCAGAGCCCUCUGGCGCAUCCAGGACGGACAUUCCAGUACAUGGGGGGAGCCGUGCCGUCUGGGUCUCAGCUGUCCCUGGUGCAGCACCAUGUUCCCAGCCCCACGCACACCAUCCAGAGGCCCUCCUCACACAAAAGCACCCACUCGCUCCACUCAGGCACCCUUAGCCAAGAUGCCCGUGUCCUCUCCGCCUCCCAGCUCUCCCUCCCUCAGGAUGGAACCCCUCCUGCCGGCCCCAGCCCUCCCCAAUCUACCCACCCAUCCACCCAUGCCUCCUCCACCUCCAUCGGCCCCCCUCAGCCCACUCACCCCAGCCAGCCUGGGCCCUCUGGGGUGGGGGUCCAGGUUGGGGGGAGACCCGCGGGAGUUCCACAGCGGGUGGCCUUCGCCUCCACUCCUCCCCCAGGAGGAGCACCCGGGAUGGGGGCAGCUGCAGCGGCGGCUGGGUCGGGGCUCCCGGCCCCUGGAGCUCCUAAGAAGGAUUCGAUCGUCAGCAUACCGGAGUUAGACUCAGCCCGGAACCGGCUGUCUUCCAACUUGUGACCCUAUGAGAGCUGCAGGAGAGAGGCCUUCUUCACAUGGGUGAAUCUAAACGUCUGUUUAUCUCUGUCUGGAUGACCUGACUGGUCGGCUUCCUUACUGACCUGGCUGGCUUCAUAUGGGCCACACCGUCAGUCAUUCUAACUGAAUGUCCUGUGUGUCGGUCGGAGUCAACAAAGAGGAAAGAGGAACUCUUUGGCUCGUGUGACUUGGAGAGUCGAAACAAUUAAACUAGUUUAACAAAGGUGGGACUGGACUAUUCUACUAUGCCAGCACCUGUAGUCUUAGUAUCACCCCUUACACUCUGCUUCCAAACACCUAUAUUGCUGUCUUUAUUGUAAAGAUAUUGAGAAACAACAUCAUUAAUGUAACUGUUGCAUACUGUGUAGAAUCCAUACAAUGCAAUCUAGCAGGAGCUGGACUUAAAAACGCAAAUUCAGGGACUUGAAUCAAAUGACAAUGAUGACAUUUUACGCUUUCAGAAUGUGUUUUUAGGUGUCCUUUUUUCUGUAAACGCUGUUGUAGCAAAAUAAAUACAUUGCUCUUCAUAUUGUUUAAAAUAGUAGUGAAGGUAGUGUUUUAGACCGCUGGUCGAUCUUACAUCGAUGUGUAAAUAGUUAAAAUAGUAAAAAAAAAAUACCGAAAGGUAAUAUCUUCAUUGUAACUACUCCAAACCAAAGUUGAGCUUAAACACAAAGUUUGGUUGUGUCUGUAUCAACUAAAAAAGAAAUAUAGAAGAAAAUGCCAUUUAUUCAACUGCCUUGAUUCCAAGUUUAGAAGCCAUAUAUUUGGUUUGUGUGUGUGUGUGUGUGUGUGUGUGUGUGUGUGUGUGUGUGUGUGUGUGUGUGUGUGUGUGUGCGGGUGCGGGUGCGGGUGUGUGUGCGUGCGUGAGUUGGUAUGAAUUUUUUUGGUUCCAUUCUGUUUUUCCAAGAGAGCUGACUUGUGUACUCAUAUCUUUACACUGCGUUGUCAGGCCUGGUUGUUGGAUUUGCUGGCAAUGGCACAGGCAAUAUUUCCCAGCUUCUCUGUCCAACUAAAUGUGUCUGGAAAGAUAUCCACUUGUCAUGUCAGCAGAAAUAUACUGAUUGUGACCCUGGAGGCAAAAAUGGUGGUAAAUCAUCUGAGCUUUAUCAAAAAGAACCAUCACAAACAACCCAUACUGUAUACUUGCUUGUUUUCAUCCAGGUUUAUUGAUUAAUACAUGCAAUAUAAUUCUGCAAUACUUUUACCCCGCCUAUAUAUUUAAAUAUAUAUAUAUAAAAUGUAUAUACAUAUGCUGUACAGGUAACUAAUUUCUUUAUUUUUACUGUGAAACCUUAAAGAAUCCAGCAGCUGCCGUGGCUUCACAUGUUGUGUUAUUGUAAUCCAGUGACCACGUUGUUUUCUUAACCAAAAAUAUCAGAGGAAGUGAGUGGAUGUAAUUAUUUUGUGGAUCAAAUGAGGCAAACUGGUUUCAAACUGGUUCAUGGUCACCUGAGGAUUCCGGAAUGGAGUUAAUGGAAAUCAACUCCCCCAAACUGUCACUUUAAAGUCCAUUUAAAGUAAUAUUGUAUGUUGUAAAGAAAGACUAAGUAAUUGACAGAAUGCAUGCCAAUGGGAAAUGUUGUGUGGCAGAGGAGGAAAGUAUGUCUUCACCUGUGUGUUUUUGGUGUAGUAUGUGAUACAGCUCCUUCGAAUCUCAAACUCUACGAAUGUCUGUACGGAAAUUAUUUAUUCUUCAACAACCCUAUUUAGUUCUCAAAAUUCAUGGUUGUGGCGGGUUGUGACAUUGAUUAUAAAUAUUCUAAUGAUUCUAAUCCUGGUGUACUUCAAAGCCUUCUCUUGCUGAAUGUAUGCCAUAUGAGGGGGAAGACAGCUAAUCAGAAAUAAACUGCCAUGUAAAUACAAGGACCGAAAUUAUUCUGGGUGACGAUGCGAAGGGAGAUUGUGUCGCUGAAUGUUUGUGCAAUGUUUCUUAGGUUUAUUGCUUCUCUGGUCUGGGUGUGUUCUUUAUGUAAACUGUGUGUUACCCCAUUCUCUGUUCUAUGACAAGACAAUACACUUUUUUUAAAUGAUUGGAUGUAGGACAGAGAGUUGAAACCAUUUUCAGUUUG
This is a messenger RNA of Oncorhynchus masou masou (cherry salmon), 5660 nucleotides long. Its product is annotated as potassium/sodium hyperpolarization-activated cyclic nucleotide-gated channel 2-like. Gene Ontology annotation, molecular function: voltage-gated potassium channel activity. The coding region runs from base 16 to 3570 and encodes 1184 amino acids. Gene Ontology annotation, cellular component: axon; dendrite; membrane. The record is from RefSeq and is a predicted model, not a curated record. Gene Ontology annotation, biological process: potassium ion transmembrane transport; regulation of membrane depolarization; sodium ion transmembrane transport. The transcript is spliced from 8 exons. NCBI's taxonomy places the organism in Eukaryota, Metazoa, Chordata, Actinopteri, Salmoniformes, Salmonidae.